Messenger RNA from Nematostella vectensis (starlet sea anemone), 1581 nucleotides. RefSeq names its product pyruvate dehydrogenase E1 component subunit alpha, mitochondrial. Lineage: Eukaryota; Metazoa; Cnidaria; Anthozoa; Actiniaria; Edwardsiidae. Gene Ontology annotation, cellular component: intracellular membrane-bounded organelle. Gene Ontology annotation, molecular function: pyruvate dehydrogenase (acetyl-transferring) activity. The coding region runs from base 106 to 1290 and encodes 394 amino acids. The record is from RefSeq and is a predicted model, not a curated record. Gene Ontology annotation, biological process: pyruvate decarboxylation to acetyl-CoA. The transcript is spliced from 10 exons.
CCCUGGGACCUAGCACAUAGUGGAAGCCAUCUUGGAUUUUGGCUUGGCGACAAGGUCUUUGCAAGGCGCCAGGCGAAAAACAGCUUUUAAAAGGCCUCUACCAUCAUGCUGUCACGAGGAUUAAGAGGAAUAAGGCCUCCUCUGGCCUCUGUGAAGCAGGCUGCUUCAUUAAGGCUGAUGAACAAGAGGGGUUUCUCUGAUCAAGUUCAUAGUGCAGAAUUUGACCUUAGGGAAUACACCCUGCACAAGAUCACAGAUGGUCCUCCUGGCAAGGCAGUCAUGACCAGAGAGGAGGGACUGACCUAUUACCGACAGAUGCAGAUUGUGCGACGCAUGGAGACUGCAGCUAGUAACUUGUACAAGUCCAAGGUUAUCCGUGGUUUUUGUCAUCUCUACUCGGGACAGGAAGCUUGUUGUGUUGGCAUGGAGGCUUCCAUUGACAAAAAUGACAGUGUCAUCACCGCAUAUCGAUGUCAUGGCUGGACAUACAUGCGUGGGAGAUCUGCACGCGAAGUGCUCUGCGAACUUACAGGACGUAAGACCGGGUGUACCCAAGGAAAAGGCGGCUCCAUGCAUAUGUACGGCCAUGAGUACUAUGGGGGUAAUGGCAUCGUUGGAGCUCAGGUGCCACUAGGUGCAGGAAUAGCUCUUGCUCACAAGCUCCGUGGCAAUGGCCGCAUCUGUCUGACACUGUAUGGUGACGGGGCAGCAAACCAAGGUCAGCUCUUUGAGACGUACAACAUGGCAAAGCUCUGGAAUCUCCCGUGUAUCUUCAUCUGUGAGAAUAAUGGUUACGGCAUGGGGACAUCUGUGGAAAGAGCAGCUGCUACUACCGAGUACUAUUCUCGCGGGGACUACAUCCCUGGUAUAAGGGUGGAUGGAAUGGAUGUAUUGACAGUUCGUGAGGCAACCAAGUGGGCUGUGGAUUAUGCCAGAUCUGGAAAAGGCCCUAUACUUAUGGAGCUCAAAACGUACCGUUAUUAUGGACACAGUAUGAGUGACCCAGGCACGAGUUAUCGUUCCCGUGAUGAGAUUCAAUCCGUGCGCAAGACAAGGGAUCCGAUCACUGGGUUGAGAGAGAAGCUGCUUGACUCAGGACUUGCCAGCACAGAUGAUAUUAAGAAAAUUGAGCAAGAGGCUAAAGCUGAAAUAGAUGAGGCAGUAGAGUGUGCGAAGAACGACCCAGAACCCCCCCUGGACGACCUCUUUAUGCAUGUAUACUCAGGGGGGACAUAUGCAGAUAGGCAGAUCCGUGGCUGUGAUGUUAUGUCAUGGCAUGCUACCAACUAGACCCAGGGCCCAGAAUCCACAGUUAGCAGAGCAAGGACUAGAGACUAGAGUGCAGGCUGAAGAAAAAAAACAGAGUUACUGGAGUUCACCUCUUUAGAUACCUAUGUGUAAAGCCUGUGCAAUCUUUGAAGUUUCCUUUGAAAGCCAAAUUAUCCUAAAACUCUAAUGUGAAGCUGAAAGUGAGCUUAUUCAGUGAUUCUUGUUUCACUUUGAGGUCUGCAGGUAUGCCUGUUUUUAUCUGUAAAAUAAAUUUCAAAUUCUAUAAUUAAAAAGAAAUCAUUUGACUGCUCA